Molecule: messenger RNA, 1452 nt
Organism: Oncorhynchus gorbuscha (pink salmon)
Lineage: Eukaryota; Metazoa; Chordata; Actinopteri; Salmoniformes; Salmonidae
Product: catechol O-methyltransferase domain-containing protein 1-like
Exons: 8
Coding region: 184-855 (223 amino acids)
Molecular function (GO): S-adenosylmethionine-dependent methyltransferase activity; O-methyltransferase activity
Source: RefSeq, a predicted model, not a curated record
GAGGCCAUUUUUAUACAGUGAAUCACAUAACGGUACAACAUAACUGGCACCACGCAGAUUCAUAGUUCGUCGAAUGAAUCUCUUUAUACGCGUGUGUCCAGAGAAGCAUUGAUCGGCUCGGCUACACUUGGAGUUGUCUUUGUGGCUGGUUAUUACAUUGGCAAAAGAAGAUCCACAUUUUCCAUGGACAUCUUCAAGAGUCACUCUGGGGCAAAAGAUAACCCUUUGAUGCAGUAUGUCCUCAAUCAUUCAAUGAGGGAGCAUCCGGCCCUGAAAAAACUCCGACUGAGGACUAUGGAUGAUUCGUGGAACUUCAUCAUGGUUGCCGCUGAGCAGUCUCAGCUGAUGGCUAACCUGGCAAGACUCAUCAAAACCAAGAAAGCUAUAGAAAUCGGAGUAUACACAGGGUACAACACUCUGAGCAUAGCGCUGGUUCUGCCAGACGAUGGGAAGAUGGUGGCCUGUGACAUCAAAGACGAAUACCCCAACAUCGGCAAACCCUUCUGGAAAGAGGCUGGAGUGGAACAUAAAAUAGAUCUACGCAUCCAGCCGGCAUUGAAAACUCUAGAUGACCUCUUGGCCAAUGGCGAGGCCGAGACAUUUGACUUCGUCUUCAUCGAUGCAGACAAAGCAAACUAUGACAACUACUAUGAAAAAUCCCUCCAGCUAGUGAGGAAAGGAGGCAUUAUUGCCAUUGAUAACGUUCUGUGGAGUGGGAAGGUGGUGAACCCUGCAGCUGAUGACAUUGACACCCAGGCUAUUGACAAGCUGAACAAGAAGUUGUACCGGGAUGUCAGGAUCAACAUCAGCAUGCUCACUGUGGGAGACGGAGUGACACUGGCCUUCAAACUCUAACACUAUGUAGGAGACAGGUCUUAAAACUAUAGUACUAAAUGGAAGAUUGGCCAACACUGGUCUGUACUAUAGUAUCGAAGUAGUGACAAGUAGCUUUGGGGUAUGAUUGGCCAACACUGGUCUGUACUGUGGUAAACUGUAGUACCCAAUUACUGAGAAGUAGCUUUACAUUACGAUAAUCAGAUAGUACUUGCCAAGUGCUGACUUUUAAAAUGGUUGUUUAUAGGUCAUUAAAUCCAUGUGUGUAAUGCUGCCCUUGAAUAUAUGUGACCUGAAAAGGUUUAAAUUGAAGAACUAGGAAUGUCGAGUUAAUCAGGUAACUUUAAUUUUUGUGCAUUUUUUUUAAAUAUAUUGUCUGAAGGCCUUCAAAAAUAUACUGAAAACAAGUCGAGUGUCUGCUUUCUCAAUUUACAUCAUUUUGCCAACCGUUACUUUAGAUAAAACUAAGAUGUCAACAUUCUUGUUUUGUUUUUUUAAAAUGAAAAAUCUUAAAUCACACCUUCAUUUGAGCAAAUUCUGAAGUUGUGAUAAUUCACAGCAAACCCUGUGAUUAAAUAAAACUUGAUGGCCCUAGAAAAGGACCAAAGUAAUGUGUAA